Messenger RNA from Drosophila novamexicana, 564 nucleotides. RefSeq lists its product as uncharacterized. The transcript has a single exon. The record is from RefSeq and is a predicted model, not a curated record. Bases 1 to 564 code for a protein of 187 amino acids. Lineage: Eukaryota; Metazoa; Arthropoda; Insecta; Diptera; Drosophilidae.
AUGUGCGACGCAGUGCCUAGACGACAAACUGUUCCAGCCAACUGGCUGCUGCUGAUGGCGCUGCUGGGAGCUGCUGUGGCCGGUGCCGAGGAGCCUGAUGUAGCAUGGAUGGCGCCAUUGCGGCAGCAAUAUGGCUGGGAUACAAAUCAAUUGAAGAACAAAGUGCAGCAAGGUGAUGUGACCACAUACGAGCUGGGCACGCCCAAUUAUCAGAUCCUCAAUCCGGAAGAUGAGCCAGAGUUCAUAACCGAGGAUCAGCCGCACUAUCGUGAGCUGCUACGGCGUUUGACCAGCUCCGCCAAUGCCACCGAUACCAUAGACGUGGCCAUGCCCAAUGCCAAUGCCAGUGGGCGUGGCAGUGCCACAGCCAUCGACAAGUCCAAGCCGACGGCAACUGGCGAAUGGGAAAAGCUGAAAAAGCGCAGCUUUAACCAGGAGCCACAAGUGAGUGAGCGCCAGGACGAGGUGGAAGCCAUGCCGCUCGAUGAGAGAAGCCGCCAUCCCAGGGCACAAGUCUAUGCCGGCGCCAAGCCAUUUCAGACACGCAUCGCCAACAUGAGUUAG